Ceratitis capitata (Mediterranean fruit fly) is the source of this 2323-nucleotide messenger RNA. RefSeq names its product Transcription factor Adf-1. Lineage: Eukaryota; Metazoa; Arthropoda; Insecta; Diptera; Tephritidae. Gene Ontology annotation, biological process: regulation of transcription by RNA polymerase II. Bases 122 to 1441 code for a protein of 439 amino acids. The transcript is spliced from 5 exons. The record is from RefSeq and is a predicted model, not a curated record. Gene Ontology annotation, cellular component: transcription regulator complex; nucleus.
AUUGUGAAUUACAUAUUUACCAAUAAAUAAGAGGAAGAGCCGAAAUGCAUAUUCCUAGUUUUGUUUACAAAAUUGAACUAUUCUUCAAUUGUUUUUUCUGCAUGUAAAGAAAAACAUUCAAAUGAGUUCUCAAUUAGACGAUAUUCAAUUAGUUAAAUUAGUUCAAUCGCAUCCCAUUUUGUACGACAAAGAUCUGGCAAGAGGACAUCGCAAUGCUUCUAUGAAAGAUGAGAUUUGGCACAAGUUAUCACUACAAUUAAACUGUUCUGAACGUGCUUGUAUUACGAGAUGGAAAAGUAUUCGUGACCGCUUUGGAAAGGAGCUGCGAAGGGCGCAAGAAAACCCUGAGGAGGUCGUGAGCUGGGAGAUGUUUGAACAUCUAUUAUUUCUGAAAGAUCAUUACAAACAUGGGCAGACAACUUCCUAUGGGGUUCUUAAUAUAAAAUAUGAACCAAAGAAAAGAAAACGAGGUCGCAAACGACGAAUAGAAUGCAGCGAUGAAUUAUCCAAAGACGAUCGAAAUGAUGACGACAUUGAUCCUGAGGAAUUAAUUGAAAAUCAACAACUAAUUGAGUUAGUGAAGGAACAUCCUGUGUUAUAUGAUAAAUAUAAAAUUCGAGAUUCGAAAAACUUGACGCUAAAAAAUGAUGCAUGGUUUUCAAUUUCUGAGAGUAUGGGAAUAUCAGAGGAGAUAUGUCAUAAGCGCUGGAAGAAAUUACGAGAUCGUUUUGCGCGCGAGUACCGCCAUCAACAAUUGUAUCCAGAUCGACCGACUACUUGGGUAUAUUUUCAAGAUUUGACUUUUUUGGAAGAGCAUUAUAGAAAAGGUAUUCCACUUCCGGUAGAUGCAAUUAGACAAAGAAAAAAAGCAAAAUCUGCAACAUUAUCCGUUGAAGAAUCCUGGGGUGACGAUUGCCCAUUCUUAUAUGUUAAAGAUGAAGAUCAAAUUAAAGAAAAUUCGGAUGACAUUGAUCAAGAAUUCAGUGAAAUGAGUUCAGCAUGCUUAGAUGAUCUUAUUAUUGAGCCUAAAUGCAGCGAACCAAAUGAUCAACUAGUCACCGAAGUUACUAUGCAUAAUUCGUUAACGAUGCCUACGACCGAAUUUCAGUCAAAUAAACUUUCAAUUGAUAGGGAUGAACCUGAAAAAAAGCUUUCAACUUUAAUUUCGGGAAUUGAAAACGUAUUGCAGCAAUCACAGGAUUGUCUGAAAUCAUUACAAAAACAAAAUGAACAACAAAAACGUCACUUACUAUCCAAGGAAUAUUCCACAUUUGAUUCCAAUAUAAGUAUGCUGCAGAAAAUACACGUUUUACUGGAUGGGUUGAGUGAAAGGCAUCGAAAUUUGGCAGAGCGUCGAAUAAUACAAUUUCUAUGCGAAUGCCAAAUUAAUUCAUUAAACGAUGUUGAUGUGGAAGACGUAGAUUGCUCGCUAGAUUUUUAACUGUAUUUUAUGUUUAUAUUUUUCUAAUUAUGUUGUAAUAAUAAGAUCAUGUACAAACCAAAUUUCCGGUAAAAAGAUUUUUUUCUUUGCCAGAAUAGGUGGAGUGGCUCCAAUGAAACCGCAAAACUCAUCAAAAGGUGGUAUAUAAACACCAUUGCUGGCGCUGUGCAUCGGACAUAUUCUAUAUUUUCGUUAUAACAUACACUUGUGAAUUCGCCUUGGAAUGAAUUAACCCUAAGUUUUGUUUGGAGCAAUUUUUGGCUUCGAUAUAUUUAAAUAUUUCAUUUAUUACUGAACACAGACUUUAUACUUUUUUUACAAUUGGUUGAGUUUUAGUUUUUUAUUUUCAAUUAAAGAUUGAAUGGCUAAAAAUCUAUUGGAAAGCUUUUUAUGCCCUUGACUGAUGAAAUGUAUAAUAUACGCAUCGUGUGAACGCGCUCCAACUGUUAAGCUGUCAAUUUGGAUAAUCAAAAAUUUGACAUUUGUACACCAACGUGUUUAUGACAUUAAACACACAUACACAUCGAUCAAUUUGUCAUUGCGGGAGCGGCGAUAUUUGUGAAAAAAUAUUUGCUGGGGAUUUGGUGAAUGAGUUAAUAAAACAGUAAAUAAUUUAAAAUACAUAUUCAAAAGUGAUAUAUGUGGUAUUGAAAUAUGGACCGGAUUAUGUAUUAAUUUGGAAGGAAGUAAAACCUGGCUAUUGUUUGUAAAAAGUUUUUUUGUAUGUAUGCUCAUAUGUAUAUAAAGAAGUGAAAAUUUUGACCAUAUAAAGUCGAACGUACUUAAAAUUUUCCAAGUUUGAUAUUCAAAAGUGUUGGAAUUUCAGCAUACUACUAUUUGGGCGACUGUUCUAAAUAUAUAUGCUACUAUAUUGCUUCAUAC